UUUUAGUAUAAAGGUCAGAUUUUUAAUUAUUACAUUUCUCUUAAACUCUCUUCUCUCUCUUCUUUCUCUCUCUUCUUACACACAAACAUACUCUCUUCUCUCCUUUUCUUCUUCAUUUUCUUCUUACAGAACACAAGUAUGAGCAGUAGCAGCGGCGUUGGUGGUUCUAGGGUUUCAAUCCCAACCAAUGUGAAGAAAACAAUCAAUGACAUAAGGGAGAUCACUGGGAAGCAGCACAGCGAUGAUGAAAUCUAUGCUGUCCUCAGAGAGUGCUCUAUGGAUCCCAACGAAACUGCUCAAAGGCUCUUAUACUUAGAUACAUUUCAUGAGGUUAAAAGCAGGCGUGAGAGGAAAAAGGAUGUUAACUUUAAUACUAGAGGCUCUGAAGAGAGAUCACCAACAGGUGUGCAGAGGAGAGUUAAGGGGAGUGUUCAGGGGAACUAUGGCUCUAAUUUUUCAUCAGAUGUGGGUGGAGGGAGGAAUGGCGGUCGAAGAGAAAAUGGGAAUACUCAUUUCACCGAUAGAGGUCCUAUGUCUCCUACGGGGCCAUACUCGCAGAGAAUGAAAAAUAACGCCUCUUCUCGAGUCACAAAGGCAGUGACUGGUUUGCCCAAUGGCACCGCAAAUAUGCCAAAUGGGGUUUCUUCGGCUGAUGCAAACAAAUUGGAACCAGCAGCUCCUCCACCUGCUGUUGCUUCUUCCCCUCCUACCGUUGCUUCACUGGUCGAUGAGCAAGGAAAGUCAACAACUUCAGAUUCUCCUUCUGCUCCUGACUCGGGGGAUUCUUGUGUUGUAAGUAUAGUAGAAAAACAGUUGGCAGCUGAACCAAAGGAGGAGAUUAAUGUAAGCAACACUGUUUUGGGCAAUAACAAUCUUGAAUUAAGUGACUCUGUGAGUGAGGAAGUUGUUCAGGGAGCUGCGGAUUCUAAGUUGAACGAGAAGAGUUGUGAACCAAGUGAAAACGAAACAGUGUGUGUCACUGAGCCUUCAGAACCCCCUCUUUCGGUAAUCCAAGAAGUUAUCACAACCGAAGCUUCAAGUACUGUAGUUGAAGGUAGUUCUCAAUCCGAGUCUAAUGUUACUGAAUUCCAACAUGUUACCUUUCCAAGUAAUUUUGAAGUCCCGGAAGCUUUGAAGAACGGGCUAACUUUUGGAAGCUUCGAUACAAAAGUUGAGUCAGUAAGUGAAGGUGUUGAGAAUAUGGGCCUUACCAAAUCUUCUCAGGAUACUGAUGAAACUUAUAAGGAACGUUCUUCUAGUGUCCCGAGCGAUUAUCUUGAAAAUUCAGAGUCUCUCCCUCAAGUGCUUGAAAAGCUACAACCUUUAUCUGAGGGUACAGAUUUAAAGGGUAAACAGUUAAAACAGGAGACAGUCACGCAGCUUCCUCUAAAUGGAGCUCAGUUCCCAGUAGUCAUAAAUGCGCCAAACUAUGGUGUCGGUUUAAUGCCUCCUAUGCUCGGUGGUCAUCAUCUUGUACGUUUGGAAGGACAUGAAGUUCAAGCUCAUGAAAACCGCUCCCCUAACUUUGCUAAUGGGAAUUCUGUGACUUCAUCUACAGCAACUUCGGUUGCACCAGUACCGAGCUCCAUGGCCAUGACACCACAACCACUCCCAGUUUUCAGGCACGCAUAUCCUUCGAAUUUCUAUCCCUACCAUUGCAUCCCUCCUCCAUAUUAUGUGCCAAACAUGCACCACCAGUAUUUGAGCCAGAAUGGGUUUCCAUCUUCAAACGGAAACAUAUUUCUACCACCACCACCACCGCUGACAGCUGCUGGGCUCAAAUACGCUGUUUCACAGUACAAGUCACCGAACAACGGUGGAAACCCAACUCAUUUAGGGAUGCAGCCGACCAGUUCAUAUCUUACCGCUCCAGUUGGUUAUGCUCAACCGAUUGUAUCUGCAAGCUUGAUGGGUAAUGAAGAUCCAGCGGCCUCUCACCUGAAAGAAAAUCAAAUCUACACCACUGGACAGCCGAGUGAAGCAUCAGGUUAUUGGAUUCAUCCCACAGGACAAGAAAUGCCCGGUUUACAGAUGAAUUCAAUGUACAACAUUUCCCCACAACACAUUGCAUACGCAGCACCUCAGCAAUCCGCUCAUGCUGCCUAUGCUGGAAUCUUUCCUCCACCCGGGCAUGCUAUGACCGCUCCUUCAACCCUUUUGCAGCAUUCUCAAGCAGUGACUGGAGCUACAAUCGAAAAUGCAGGACCCCCGAACGGUACUUACCAACAGCCCCCUCAGCAGCAGCAGCCUCAGCAUCCACAACAAAUGAAUUGGAAUGCUUCCUUCUGAUAACUCCGAAUAAAAACAUUUUCCAAAGCCCCCCCCCUACAACAACAAGUGAACAAACAUGUCUAGUGUGGAUCAAGAUUAGUUUUUUUUGCGAGUUUGAUGCGCGCCGAUGGCCUGUUCUUGAGUGUAAAUAUAAAAUGUGGCCUAGAAUUUUGAUUUAAAGAGAAAAAAAAAAAACACAAAAAGAGAAAAUCUUCUAUUGGGGGAGUCAUUUGAUUACUGACUAAUCAAGAAUUAAGGGGGAUAAUAGUUUUUUCCUUUUUUUUUUUACUUGUUUUUAUGUUUCUCCUCAUCCCUUUUGUUUUUGGUAGUUGUUCUUGGUUAUAUGUUGGAUGAGUAGUGAGAGAGAGAGAGAGACCUUUUUAGUAAUUUCUUUUAGAAUUAAGAGGUAAUAUAGGAAAUAUUGAAAUGAAGAGAAUGAUAGAAUAGGUGGGAUUUUUUUUUACCAGUUUUUCCUUUUUUUUUUAUGAUGAUAUAUCUCACCUGUAUACUUCAAUAGCAACAAUUAUUAUGGAAUUAUAAGAUUUUAAGUCAUUAUAUGAGAAGGUGGGUUACUUAUA
Messenger RNA from Cannabis sativa, 2849 nucleotides. RefSeq names its product GBF-interacting protein 1. The record is from RefSeq and is a predicted model, not a curated record. Bases 139 to 2289 code for a protein of 716 amino acids. The transcript has 8 exons. Gene Ontology annotation, cellular component: nucleus. Lineage: Eukaryota; Viridiplantae; Streptophyta; Magnoliopsida; Rosales; Cannabaceae.